Molecule: messenger RNA, 1020 nt
Organism: Xenia sp. Carnegie-2017
Lineage: Eukaryota; Metazoa; Cnidaria; Anthozoa; Malacalcyonacea; Xeniidae
Product: retinol dehydrogenase 8-like
Exons: 3
Coding region: 119-958 (279 amino acids)
Molecular function (GO): oxidoreductase activity
Source: RefSeq, a predicted model, not a curated record
ACCAGUUGCUUCCUGUAAUUAACUUGCAAUGUGGUUUCUGUCUGAUCUGUAUUGAGUGUUCGAGUCUCUCAGUUUACAUUUGCUUGGCCAAGGAACGAAGUGUAUCUUACGAAAAAAAAUGAUCGAAGAAAUUGUACUUAUUACUGGAACAUCCCAUGGCCUUGGUCUUUCGACGGCUGAGAUGCUCGCAAAGCAAGCCAAUGAAAUUAAGUUUAAAGUGUACGCAUCGAUGAGAAAUACGAACAAGAAAGGUGAACUCGAAAAGAAAAUUGCAGGUUGUAGCAAUCUUGUUGUAAUCGAGCUUGAUGUUUGUUCGGAAGAUUCUGUCAACUCUGCUGUUAAACACAUUUUGCAAAAGGAAGGAAGAAUCGAUAUUGUUGUGAACAACGCUGCUAUUAGCUGGUGUGGGGCCAUCGAAGUGCAGCCUUGGGAUACCAUCACAAGCCUCUACGACACGAACGUCUUUGGCCCACUGCGCGUCAUCCGUGCUGUUGUUCCGUCUAUGAAGAAAAACAAGAAAGGCCGCAUCAUUAACAUCAGCUCAGUUGUAGGAUUACAUGCCUUUCCGUUCGUCACCGCAUAUGCCUCAACAAAAUAUGCUUUGGAAGGAAUUUCGGAUUCCCUGGCGCCUGAGCUUGCAACGUUUAAUGUUCAUAUGAUAACAAUUCAACCAGCCGGUAUAGCAACAGGUGGUGAAAUGACAUUUAGCAGUGAGAAUCUAAAAGAUGACGACCCAACGAAAGUGCUUGGGGAAAAAUUGAUUGAAAAGACCUCCAAAAUGGCGGCUGAAGCUCAAUCUCCAGAAGAAGUAGCCGAGUUUAUCCUAAAAGCGAUUACAGACGAAAAUCCGCAGCCGCAUUACGUCACAAAUAAAGGAUUUGAAGCAUUUGGCAAAGCAAAAUUUUGUGAUCUAACUGGUAGAAUUCCUUUUGAAAUGAGCAAGAAGUUUUUGGAAUAAUUAAUUGUUACGAUUUUUACUGUUCUAUUAAGUGAAAAAUAAAUCUUACCUUUAACCUUGCA